Selaginella moellendorffii is the source of this 3391-nucleotide messenger RNA. RefSeq names its product lysine-specific demethylase JMJ706. The transcript has 12 exons. The coding region runs from base 373 to 3120 and encodes 915 amino acids. Gene Ontology annotation, biological process: chromatin remodeling. Gene Ontology annotation, cellular component: nucleus. NCBI's taxonomy places the organism in Eukaryota, Viridiplantae, Streptophyta, Lycopodiopsida, Selaginellales, Selaginellaceae. The record is from RefSeq and is a predicted model, not a curated record. Gene Ontology annotation, molecular function: histone demethylase activity.
UGUGCGUUUUGCGGCAUACCGCGUCGGCCGGCUGCGGUGUGUGUGGAGUGUCCGCCUUUUUUGACGAGCAUGGCGUGCAUUGCCCUGCGCCUUUCCCUUGCCCCUAGUCUUCCUAGGUAAAAAAUAUUUCCCUUUCUCUCCCGGUCAUUCUUGCUCUUGCCGCUUGGAUGCGCGCCUCCGACGCAAGCAUCGGUUAGGUUUCUUUCGGCGAUGCGUGGCUCGGCGGCGAGAAGCAGGCGCUGGCGCCGAGAAAUCUGGCGGCGCGUCCAGGUAACCGAUUCGUCAGCUGGAUCGCGCUCGCGAGGGGAAAUUUUGGGGGGAUUGCCGCGGCGCCGUCGGGGAAUCGAGCGAUGAAUUGGUGCUAGCGGGAUUAUGGCCAGGAGCGGUGGGGAUGCCCUCAAAAUCCAGGAAAACGUCUUCCGGGGUCACAGGGAGAGAGUCUUUGACGGGAAUUGGCCCCCUCUGGAGCAUGGCGGCGAGCGCGAAAGCGUCAAGGCGGAUAGAUUCGGCGGUGACGUGAGUUGGAUCUCCCAGAUUCCGCAAUGCGUCGUCUUCACUCCCUCAAUCGACGAGUUCAAGGAUCCCCUUGCUUACAUUUCCAGCAUUUCUCCACUGGCUUCGAAAUAUGGUAUAUGCAAGAUCAUUCCUCCAAUUCUACCUUCCGUCCCGGCCGGCAGGGUUCUCAUGAAGGAAAAGUCUGGGUUUAAGUUCAGCACGCGAGUCCAGCCCAUGAGCCUCUCGGAUUGGGAUAGUGACAAUAACAAAGUUACAUUUCUGACAAGCGCGCAGCGCUACACUUUCUCGGAGUUUGAGAAGAUGGCCAACAAGUUCCACUCGCGCAGGUUUUCCACUGCUGCUGUUCAGCCACCUUUGUUUGUCGAAGCCGAAUUUUGGAAGGAGAUGCUUGCCGGGAAUUCUGACCACAUUCAGUACGCCAGUGACGUUGAUGGCAGUGCCUUCUCUUCGAGCCCUGCUGACCCUUUAGCCUCCAGCAAUUGGAACUUGAAGAUUGUUUCUUCUCUGCCAAAAUCUAUAUUGCGUCUACUCGAGACAAUUAUUCCCGGAGUCACUGAACCUAUGCUGUAUAUUGGGAUGCUGUUCAGUAUGUUUGCGUGGCAUGUUGAGGAUCAUUAUCUUUACAGCAUCAACUAUCAUCACUGUGGGGCCCCAAAAACAUGGUACGGUGUUCCAGGAGAGGCAGCUCAAAGAUUCGAGAGUGUAGUUAAGGAAGAAAUAUACGCUGAGAAGCUGCUGUCGGAACAUGGUCAAGGGGCUGCUUAUGAUCUGCUUAUUGGAAAAACAACGAUGUUUCCUCCGAACAUUCUCGUCAAGCAUGGUGUACCGGUCUAUAAGGCUGUGCAAGCUCCAGGAGAAUAUGUCCUCACCUUUCCGCGUUCAUAUCACGCUGGUUUCAGCCACGGUUUCAACUGUGGAGAGGCAGUUAAUUUCGCUAUGGCAGACUGGUUCCCUUUCGGUGCUGCUGCUUGUCGUCGUUAUUCGUUGCUGAAUCGUAUGCCGCUAUUGCCCCAUGAAGAGCUUCUCUGGAAAGAAGCGCAAGGCUUGGAUGCUUCAGACAACGAAAAAAAACAAAAUGCCGAAAGCUUAAUGCAAAUGCCGGUCAAAUCUGCCUUCGUGCAGCUGAUGGCCUUUCAGCACAAGGUCAGAUGGCUGUUGAAAGAACGAGGUGCCGCAAUCUACACGUCGUUGGCUGCUCCUAUCAAUAUUCCUUGCAGUCUAUGCAAACACAUGUGCUACGUCUCUUUUUUGACGUGCAAAUGUUUUCCAGAGCCGACAUGCUUAAAUCAUGCUCAAGAAAUGCGCAAGUGCCAAUGCGGAAAAGAAAGGCAGGUCUUUUUGCACAGGGAUAUCAAGAAGAUGGACGCGGUGGCACUUCGAUUUCAAACUGUCGUUUCACCUCUACCUGUUGUUGACGAUGGGAUGGUUUUCGAUUCGGCUUUACUGGAGGAAGAUUUUCUUGACGGCGAAGAAUACAGUGGUUAUGUGCCGUUUGACAACAUCGAUGCCCCAGACUUGGAGUCACCUAUCAUUUUUGGUUCUUCAGUCGUCACUACGAAUAGUGACGCUGACGCGGAUGCAAAGAAAUCUGUGGACACUUGUGUGAACAAGGCACCUAAACCAGGAGUUGCUGUUCGCUCGAUGCCUUCGAAGCGGACCAAUGAGAGAAAUCGUUUGAGUCUAUGUUUCAAGAAGGAACCAAAAGACGUGAAGGAACUCAAUUCUCAAAAUGUGGAGCAGGGAGAGGUUGCCAAACAGCAGCACGUGGUUAAAGUUUGGCGGGCAUCUUCUGGAGAGUCGGCUUUACUGCUUAGAGACAUUAUCUCAGAACUUCACAUUUCGGGUUCUGUAGAAGAGAUCAAACGAAGAUGGCGAACUGAGGUCUCGAAUUUACACUUCGUAUGCGUGAAUGACAAUGAUACAAAUCAUUCGGCACUGACAUACAAGGCUUGUCAACGAUUGAAGAGGAUGCUUUCCCCCUCGCAAGCGGAAGAGUUGGAAGGUCUCUUUAGACGGGAUCCUGCUAAUCAGAGUACAGAUAGCUCCGUCCUAGGAAAGCGGGAAAUUAACAAAGCAGAUGGACAUAGAGAGAAAGGCUGCUCCCGGAAGAGGCCCUGUCAGGAUAGCGGCUUGCUAACGUUUCCAGCGGGAAGGCCUAGGAGCCAGUCACUACCAGCAGAGCAGUCAUUUUGUUUGUCAUCCACGUCCGAUUCCCAAGCUGACCAAGAUUUUGUAGCAACUGACUGCCAGGCGGACAGGGGGAUUAAAACUAACAGGUCGCACUGCUCUGCUGCGGAUUCUAACACUCGUCAUCAGCUAGGAAGGUGGGAUGGAACGAGGCCGAGUGUAGAUAGUGUAAAGGGAGCAGCUGGUUUAGACGCAGACCGGGACAGGCCCAGGAAGGUGUUUCCAAGAUUCAAAGUGAAAGGUCCGUCCUUGCCACCUUUCAGGGGUGCUGAAGGUUCCGGCGAGAACAUUCUCGUCUCCAGGGGCAGCACUCAUGCGGAUGGCUUGAGACGGUCGGUAGAGAGCUCUUCUUACUCGAGGUUUGAGCAUAGCUGCAAGGACUAUUCUCAAGCACACAGGUCCCAGCGCACUAGGUAGCACGGGAUGAUUUUAACCAUUCUUUUGGCCAGGUGAUCAUCGGUCGAUUGCUUAUCCUCGCAAGGUGCGUCUGUACAAAUUCAUUGUUUGGUUGAUCACCACUUAGCUUGUUUGGAAGUUCCUGUUUAGCUUCUAGCUAGCAUUUCAUUCUUUCGGCCUCAACUGCAUUGAGGCCGGCGGGGCGCGCGAACAAGGAAAAAGCUUGAUCCCGCGCCGCGAUUGUUUUUCUUUUCGCAACUAAUCUCAAACUGGUACACUAUUCUUUCGAUUC